Molecule: messenger RNA, 1049 nt
Organism: Polychytrium aggregatum
Lineage: Eukaryota; Fungi; Chytridiomycota; Chytridiomycetes; Polychytriales
Product: B-cell receptor-associated protein 31-like-domain-containing protein
Exons: 7
Coding region: 176-844 (222 amino acids)
Biological process (GO): endoplasmic reticulum to Golgi vesicle-mediated transport; intracellular protein transport
Cellular component (GO): endoplasmic reticulum; endoplasmic reticulum membrane
Source: RefSeq, a predicted model, not a curated record
AUGGAUUCCUGUUGGCUAUGGCUUGCUGGGCGAUUUCCCGCCUGAAAGAGGAGAAAGUCUGCGCCCGCGCCAAGCCCGCUUUGGCAGAGCGUGUGCUUGCCCGUCUUCCCCCCUGCUGUUCCUCCUCCGCCAGAUCGCAUCGUGCAUCGUGCAUCGUCGCCGCCAUCUGCACACCAUGUCCAUCAUCAACUACGCUGUCUUUUUGACGCUCUGCGUCGAGAUCGUUCUCUUCCUGGCCCUGCUUCUGCCGCUCCCGGCUGCCUGGCGUCGCCCAGUCCUCCUGUCGAUCUCGAAGAGCCAGCUGCUCAAGAAAGCCCAGCCGGCCGUCAGCAUCGUGCUUGCCAUCGUCGCCUUGGCAUUCUUCCAGGCCUGGUCCGAUGCCUUCCCGGACGAGAAACCGCACCACCACCACCACGGCGAUGAUCAUGACCAUGUCCAUACGGUCGAUGCCAUCAACCUGCAAUAUGCCUUCAACAAGAAGAUCUAUGGCCAGCGCAACCUGUACUUGACCGGGUCCGUUCUCUUCCUGGCCCUCACCAUCGCUCGUGUUUUUUACAUCAUGAUCGAGCAAGUUACCUUUGAAGAGAAAACCAAGGCCGCCAUGAAGCAAGCCCAAGGAUCGCAGACGGCCUACCUGACCUUGGUUGAGGAGUCCGAAACCAAGGACAAGACCAUAGCCGACCUGAAAAAGGAGCUCGAAACGGCCAAGAAAUCGUCCACGGACAUUGAAACCCUGAAGAAGCAGGCAAAGUCCCUUAACGAUGAGUACAUGCGGCUCACGGACCACUGCGCCAGUCUGGAGAAGCAACUGGACCAGCGACAAGAGAGCAGAAAAGACAAGUGAAUGCCUUCCUUCAGCCCUCCGGCUUACUCAAAUCCAGCGAUCGCAAAGUGAACCAGGACGCCAUGUUUUUGAUGGCAUUGGUUGCCUCCCUCCACCGGCGAUGCCGAAUAUAUGCAUGUCCAAUCGCUGUAGGGUGCUAUAGACUGGAUACCAAGCCUCAGCAGGGUCUCUUUGGCGGUCAGCGUUCGAGCGACCACCCAACGAC